AUGGCUCUCAAAAAGAAGGAACAUAGCAAUGAUAUUAGAACUCUGGUAAUAAAACAUUAUCAGAACGGUGACUCGCAACGUGAUAUACUAUCCAAAGCAUUACUUCCUCGAUCUACAGUGGAAUAUAUAAUCAAAAAGUACAAAAUGACAAAAUGCAUAGGGAAUCUAUUGGGACGUGGUCGAAAACGGAAAACAACAGCAACAACAGAUCGACUGAUCCAACGUAAACUCAAGCUUAACCGGCGAAAAUCAGCGUCGGCAGUGAAGAUUGAAAUUGAAAAGGAGCUGGGGAUUUCACUUCAUACUCAUACUAUUCGUAAAAGAGCACAUGAAUGCGGAUUAUUUGGUUGGGUAGCUCGUAAGAAGCCAUACGUCACCAAGGGUAGUUGA
Molecule: messenger RNA, 390 nt
Organism: Rotaria socialis
Lineage: Eukaryota; Metazoa; Rotifera; Eurotatoria; Philodinida; Philodinidae
Source: the annotation of a GenBank genome assembly